GGUAGGGAGAGCUUGGCUCAAACAAAACAGAGAAGCCUUCCUGGAUCCAGGACAUACUUUAUAGUGCUGCGCCUGCCUGCUCUCUUUUUUGUUAAAGGCGAGAUGUGGCUCAUGUUAAGGGGAGCCCAAGCCUCCUGGCAUCAUCUAUCGUACCGUGUGCUGGUGCUCUGUCUUCUGGCAAUACAGGGCUCUACGUCUGAUGUUCUAUGGACAGCCAAUGUGAAUUACUCCUAUGUCAUGGAAAACAAGACCUACUGGGAUGAGGGAGAGAUCGGGGUCUAUGGCCAAGACUCGCCAGUGGACCGGGCAUACGGACUGGUCGUCCUGCCAAGGCGUAGGCAGCAGCACCACUUUUCAUCAUCACCAAGUAUGUGUCCACCGCAUCUGAACUUUAGUGUCCCAGAGAACUAUAACAAUGCUUGGAUUGCUCUUAUACAACGAGGAGAUUGUCCAUUUAGUGAGAAGAUCAAAGCUGCGGCGGAGGCUGGGGCCAAAGCGGUGGUCAUAUACAACAACGAAGGAAACGAAAAUGGGGUUUUUGAAAUGUCUCAUCCGGGCACAAAGGAUACCAUUGCCAUCAUGAUCGGCUUCAUAAAAGGGAUGGAGAUUGUACAACUCAUUCGUAGUAAUAUCCAGGUGACCAUGGUAAUCGAAGUUGGAAGAAAGCAUGGAUCCUGGAUGAACCAUUAUUCCAUUUUCUUUGUCUCCAUAUCUUUCUUCGUGGUGACAGCCGCCACUGUAGGCUACUUCAUCUUCUAUUCUGCUCGCCGGUGGAGACACACAAGGGCUCAGAACCAGAAAAUGAAAAAGUUAAAAGACGAAGCAAAGAAAGCAAUUGGCCGACUGCAGCUUCGCACCAUCAAGCAAGGAGAUAAGGUGCUUGGUCCAGAUGGUGAUAGCUGUGCCGUUUGUAUUGACGCAUACAAAGCAAAUGAUGUUGUGCGCAUCCUUACAUGCAACCAUUUCUUCCACAAGAAUUGCAUUGAUCCCUGGCUGCUGGAACACCGAACAUGUCCAAUGUGCAAGUGCGACAUUCUGAAAUCACUAGGAAUUGUAGCUGAUGAAGAAGAAACUGAUACCACUAUGGCAAUAUCUUCUGUAUCUAGUGAGCUUCAGCAGACCACAAUGCAGGUAGAGGAAGAGAACCAUAGUGACAUUGCAUCUUCUGGAUAUGCCUCUGUGCGAGGCAUUGAAGAGCUUGCAGAAGAACCUGAAAACUUAUACGAGAACGUAGAGCUUGUAAACAAUGAUACCUCGGCCACAGCAAUUGAAGUUCUUCCGCAAGUGGAUAAUCCGACAUUUGAAAUUGAAGAGGAGUCCCACAUUCAGAGUGUAAAAUCUUGAGAAACCGUGAAAGACAAUGCAGUCCAAUUUCCUGCAUAGUUUUAAUCCCAUUUUUUUUUUUUUUUUAAACAAAAGGAAACCUAGACUCUAGAAGGCAUCACCCCUACAAUUUAAAGAAAUGGAGAUGACAGGCAUUAACGUUAAUUGCUAGCUGGUUCUUACAGCCUCGUGUACUGCAGUUUUAAGUACUUUUUACUCAGUUUUGUUUAAACAGGAUCUAAUUAAAAUUAAAAACCUUGACAAAGUUCAUAUUUUAUUAUAAUGACACAAAAUAACAUUUUAUAUAACAAAUUUUAUCUAUAUUAAAUUAUCCCAUGUUAAUUUAUCGUGCAUUAGAUACUUCACUAAAUCUGUCUUCCUAGAUUUCCCAGAUCCCUUUUGCUGUCGCCUUAAUAAAAGACUUCACAGUAAUUAGUAUGCAUUGUUUGUCAAGAUGUAGACAAUGACCCAUUUCUCUCUUCCCACACUGCGGCAGGAUCCGAUUGUCCAGAAACUUUGGAGGUCCCCCUGUUAAUUAAAAGUGGUAAAGCAUGUUGAGAGUUGGUGCACAGGAGCCCAAAUAUUGCCUGCCUCUAUCACACAGUAUUAUUUGGUGUUUUUAUUCUAAAUUUUGAAAGAUCAAGGAAGAUUUCUGG
Bufo bufo (common toad) is the source of this 1979-nucleotide messenger RNA. RefSeq names its product ring finger protein 128 (gene RNF128). The record is from RefSeq and is a predicted model, not a curated record. NCBI's taxonomy places the organism in Eukaryota, Metazoa, Chordata, Amphibia, Anura, Bufonidae. The transcript has 7 exons. Bases 103 to 1344 code for a protein of 413 amino acids.